Molecule: messenger RNA, 459 nt
Organism: Recurvomyces mirabilis
Lineage: Eukaryota; Fungi; Ascomycota; Dothideomycetes; Mycosphaerellales; Teratosphaeriaceae
Exons: 1
Coding region: 1-459 (152 amino acids)
Source: RefSeq, a predicted model, not a curated record
AUGUCUCUCGCCACAGCCACGGACGUGGACGGCGACGCCACGAAGACGGACCUGAACGAUCAUCACGCCAGCCCCUCCAACAUAGGUUCCGCGUCUGCAAGCGCCACGUCCGAUCCUGCAAGCGCCGUCACGCGUGUGCUCGGGACAACAGAGCUUCUAGAGCGGAUUCUGCUGGCCCUAACCUUCCGCCGCCUCCUUCGCGCGCAGCGCAUCAACAAGACUUUCCUCGCCACUAUCCUUCAGUCGGUGCAGCUACGCAGAGUACUGUAUCUCGAACCCGUGCCAGUAAAAGCAUCGUCCAAAUUCGCACCCUGGUACGACAAUAAGUCAACCAAGCACCUCGCCACCAACGCCCAUGUACGCGUCGUUCCCAUCGUCCCCUUUGGCAGCAGCUACUACGACCCUAGCAAAAGGACCGCCAUCAUUCGCUUUGGUCGCAACGGCUUGCGGUCGCAUUAA